Molecule: messenger RNA, 5661 nt
Organism: Tetrahymena thermophila SB210
Lineage: Eukaryota; Ciliophora; Oligohymenophorea; Hymenostomatida; Tetrahymenidae
Exons: 6
Molecular function (GO): protein binding
Source: RefSeq, a predicted model, not a curated record
GUCAUAAAUCGUUAUUUAAAACUAUAAACUUUAAUAUCAAAAGACAUACACUAGAUUAAUUCGCUUUCCAUGAAUCCGAAUUAGGAUUAGCACUUUUAAUUAUAAGACACCAUUAAAAUGGCGGAACACUAGUAAUAUAAUUCUCCUCCCUUUUAAGCAAAUUAUUCAUAGUAGUCUGAGUAUAUGCAAAGGAUGACAUUUAAUCCCGUGCCAUAGUUAAAUAUUCAAUAAAGUAAGGAUAUGGCUAUUAGCUAUUUAAAUCAAUCUCCGUCUUACUUUUUUGAAACAGGCUAGAGUUGGACAAACAAUGAGAGCUCAAAAAAGUAAUUUAAUAUAAAUAGCGAAAGUGCAAGAAAUAGCAGGACAUUUAAGUUUCGUGAGUUUAACUUGAAAUAGAACUAACUCUCUUAGUAAAAGCAUUAAGAAGAGAGCGAUCAAAACUAAGUUUCAAAUUAGUUAUAAGAUAGAAAUAUUUCAUCUGAAUAAACAGCAAGAAGCGAGUUAUAGAUGCCUCUUACUGAUAGGUCAUAGCUGAAAUACUAUAAGAGCCAAUAAAACUUUAGAUCUCCAAAAAAAUUGCAAUUCUCUCCAUAGAUUUCUUAAAAUAAUAAUUUAUAUUAUCAAUACAUGAACCCUAUGCCAACGAGCUAGAAAGAACCGCAAAAUAGUGGAAACUAGUUUGAUAUAAAAUCUAGCUUGAAAAAGAAGAGUAUUCUAUUUAAUAAUAGUGAAUCACAAAUUAAUAAAUCAGGUGUUAUAAAUAGCGAGAAUAACAUAUCAAAUUCAUUUAGAAAACAAUAGGGCCCCUUUACUUAAAAUAAUCCUUUUGGUAUUUAGCAAAAAAAUGCUAAAACCACUCCUAUUAAUAACGAACUUAGUAACAAUUUUAUGACAGAGAGAUAGUAAUUACUUAUGCCUUAAUCUGAGAAAGAAAUAACCAAUAAUAAUAAAAAUAUCGCAGGCUAAUAGCAAAAGCGUUUGAGUAUUUAAGAAGUAUAGAACUACUAUGCAUUUAACUCCGCCGUUAGUUCUGUAUAAGCUACUUCACUGACACAAAUACCUCAGUAAAUUUCCCAUAGUAUAUUUAAAGGUAAAUAAGAAGAAAAAAAAUUGCAAAAUGGUAUUCCUUUAAUAAAAAAGCAAUAAUAAUCUACUUCUGUCUCUGAAAGAGAAAGCAGAGAUUUAAAAAAUAGAAUUCAUUUCAACAUUAAUGGUUCUUCAAAUUACUAAAUUUUUUCUAAUUUAUAGCACUCAAUACACUCUCCCACAAAAGAUCUGACAAAUCUAUCAAAUUCUUAAUCUUAUAAAGUCCCAAAGAAUAUUAAUCUAUCAAAAACUUUUUCUAGCCCCUUUUUGAAAAAAGUUUAAUAGCAAAAAAAGUAGCAAUUAGCUGAAGUAGUUAGUGGAGGAAAGACUCCUUAAAGUUAUUCAUAAUUAACUUCUUAAAAUUUUGCUGCCUUUCCAUCAACACAAGUAGCUACACCAAAUAAUUAGAAUGUUUCUAACUCAGCUACUACUUCUACUGCUAAAAGACUCUAAAAUAUUAACUUAAAUUUAGAAAAUAUUAAGACUAGAUAAUCAAGUUCCUCUUCUAGUAGCUCAAAAAGUGGAAAAUCUCUUUUUGAAUCUCCUUUAAGUCCUCCUCCAAAAAACAAACUUAUGAUGGAAAUGAGCAAAUUCAAAAAAGAAUUAAAAGAAUUAAAUUCUAUCAACAAAUCAAACAGAAAAAGUUUGCAGUAGUAGAAUAAAAAUUCUCUAAACAAUUUUAUAAGAGUCAAGAAAGCUGAAACAACCACAAACUUUUAUGUUAGCGAUUCAAAAAUAAGUAGUUCAAAUUAUUAAAACCCGUAAACUGCAAAAUAAUAAAUAGAUUACACGCCUAAUAAGACUCUUAAUUAAAUACCUAACUAUACUCAGUAUAGUGAAAGCAACCCGUUAAAGAUGAGUCUUAGUGAAUUAUAUCAAAACGAAAGCCCAACUAAUAGAUAAUCGAAUUUUAAUGAAGAUUCUGGAGUAAAUUUUAAUAACUAAAAUUAGUAGAGUAGCAACAAAUUAUAAUCUGCAUUUGUAGAAACUCCUUAAAAUAAGAAUUUAAAUAAUCUCUAAAAAAAAUAUCAUGAAAGUUAUAAAAACAUUGAAAAUAUACUUGAAGAAAAUAAGUAUUUUUAGAGUAUUAACAAGAUAGAAGAAGAAAUGCUAAGUGUGACUAUGAAAAAUAAGACUCUUCUUCCAAGAAAAUUGGGUAUAAUCUCUCUCUAACAAACAAAAACUGAAGGAGAUUAAUUUCCCUAUUCAGCAAGAAAUUUUAAGGAUACAUCUUAUUAGAAUAUUGAAGAUACCAAGCAAGUUGAUUCUCCUUCAUUAGUAAACAUAGAUAAAGAUGAAGUCCCAAAUUAAGCAGAACUAAAAUCAUAAUUUAAAAUUCAUGACUUAGCUUAAGGAGGCUUCAAAAACAGACAGUCACUUAAAGUUCAAAACGAUGAUUUAGAAAAUUAUUAGCUGCUUAAUAACAUAAGCUUAGUUAAUCUUGAUGCCAUAUAAAGUAAAAAAGAUGGUAAAAUUAAACAAAAGUUAAAUUUAUCUCAUCAAAAUAUAAGAAACAAUUACUCUGAAAUGUUAGCUAAAGCAUUUGGUCACAAAGAUUUAUAGUUUCUCCAUACACUUAAUCUUUCAAAUAAUCAUUUAAAUGGUAUUGCAAUACUAACAAUUAGUAGAAAUUUACCAGAAAGCAUUCAUUCUAUCGAUUUUUCUAGUAAUAACAUUUGUGCAGAAGGCACAAGAGGUCUUAUUCCUCUUUUUGAUUCUAAAAAAUUUAAUUAACUUCGCAAAUUGAACUUAGAAAACAAUAAUAUCACUGAUAUUGGUCUCAAAGUAAUAAUACCUCAUAUUUUCUCAAAUAUGUCAAUUUAUGUACUUAAUAUCUCUCAUAAUAAGCUUUCAGAUUAAAGCUGUGAUUUCAUCAAAAAAUUAUUGAUGAAAAGCUCUUAUCUUUAAGAGUUAUAUCUUCAUUGGAAUAAAAUAUCAUCAAAAGGAGGUAUAUUAAUUGCAUAAGGCCUCUCUGAAAAUCUAAAUAUUAAGGUUCUAGAUUUAAGUCAUAAUGGACUAGGUAGUAUUCCUAAGUUAAAAUGUGGCAUGAAGAUAAUCUAGAGUUGCAAUGUUUUAGAAUCAGCUGUGAAGCAUCUUGAUAUUUCAUAUAAUUAGUUCACCCACUAAGAAUGUGUUGAUAUGUCAACUGCUCUUUUACAAAAUAGAGUGUUGUUUGGAGUUCAUUUGGAAGGUAAUGAGUCUUAGGCUCUUAUAGAUCCAAGAGGAUUUGUUUUUUUCCCAGAAAAUUAAAAUAAAAAGUAUGAAGAAAAUCAUUAAAAUGAUAUUUAAAUUGUAACUUAAAGAAUUGAAAGUGUUAAAACUAAAGGUCCUAAUAAAUUGCAGUCAUUUGACUGUAAAGCAUUCGAUAAUUGCUGGAUCUGUCACGGAUGGACUGAAAUAAGAUUUGAAAUGAGGGAAACUGGAAGUGAUGUGUUUACAGGAGAACCCGUGUUUCUUCAUCUUGACUUUGAGGAUUAUUAACCCAUAUAUAUGGAUAGAGAUCCUGAAGACCCAAGUUGCUUUUUCUUAAAUCGAAUGUGCCCUCCUAAUAGGAAGAUAACUUUCUUCUUUUCAGACCCUUGCAAGAAUGUGAUAUACUUCUCAAAAGAUUACAAAAUUUAAGAAUUUUAAAUACCAGAUGGGAUCAAUUUGAAUUUUUAUGACAUCCCUAUCCACCACCACUCAUAAUAGGCGAAUUAAAGUGGAACAGAUGAAAAUAAAAAUUCUUAAAAUCAGUAACAGGAUAAAAAAGGGGAUUAGAAGAAUAAAAAAGGUAACAAAGCAGAAAAAUCUAAAAUGAAAGAAAAAUAAAAGCAAAACUCUAAAAGUUAGAAAGAUAAAUAGGAUUAAACUCCUACUACAAAAGAAAGUAACAAAAAUGAAGGGAAAAAAUAAACAAGUAAACAAUAGGAAAUAUCUGAAUAAGAGUUGUAGGAGUAAAAGAACGAAGAAAUUGAGCAAGCUCUAGAUGAAGUGAGUAAAAAUAUUAAGAAAAAAUUCAAGGUAAAAUACUUGGAUGGUACAAUAAUAGAGUAUCAUGCACCUACAUACGUAAAUUAUAUAGAAACUUAAGUUUGUAGGGAGUUAAUUUCUAAAAAGAGAGAUUAUGAAGCUAAUGUUAAAGCAAAACCACGUUAACCAGAAACCUAUUUCCGUAUAAGCAAAACUGAUUAAUGGCAUAGAGGUAUAUCUCUUUUUAGAGAUUAUAUACCAGACUCCGAUGCUCUUGAUAAAAGAUGCUUUGAAUUUGAUUGGCAAACAUCAAAACUACCUAAACUCUUGGAAAAAGGCAAAGAUAUUGAAGAUUGCAAAAAAAUACUUUAAAGUGUUUAUCCACUUCUACGUAUUGCAUACAAAUAUUUAUCUUGUACUGGUAUAGCCAACGAUGUGUUCUGCAUUACAUAGAAUCCUUUCUCUAACUUUACUUAAAAGGCACAAAUAAUUGAUAACAAUUUACUGUUUAUAAGAGAUAUAGACUUUAACUUUAUUUCUGCUUCUAAUAUAGCUCUGAAAGCAAAGACGUACAGAAAUCCAGAUAAAGCUCUUAUUAGAAAUGAAUUCCUAGAAGUUAUGGGUAGGAUAGCACUUGAUAAAUAUAUUCGUAAUGAAAAAGCAAAAGCAAAUGCUGAAGCUAUGAAGAUGUUUUUUUAUGAAGAAGGGUUAUUGAACCACCUUUAUGAAUUUGAUUCACCUUAGGAAUGGAGAAAGAUAAGAUACUGGAAUUAAGAAUGCGACGAAAAGCUCAAAGCAUACUUGCCAUUUUUAAAGACGUUAUAUAAUAAUUUUGCUGACUCAAGAAAAAAUGAAAAAAGGUACUUUACUACAACAAAAAGCAUGUCACUAUAGGAGUUUAAAGACAUGGUAUAUAAAUUUGAUUUAUUGGAUGAUUUGCUCGUAGAACGUGAUAUAAUUAUAUCAUUUAAUUUAGCUAUGAUGACAUAGGUUGAUGAGUUGAAUAGCGAUAGACAUUUCUAAAUGUAAUUUGUAGAAUUUUUGGAAGCCCUUUCACGUUUAGCUGAAAAGAAGUCUAUGGUUCCCUUAGGCGAAAUAGCUGAAGAAUAUGAAGUGCAUGAAAGAAUUGUUAUUCAACUUCCUUAUAAAAUAGAAAGUAUGCUUGCUUUGAUGAAGAAAAGGUAUGAGACCUUCUCAAUAAAAGAAAAUUCUAGCAAUUAAAAUUCUGCUCAGCAAUAAGCUUAACAGCAGUAAUAAUAGAUAUCAUAGUAAUAGCAAAAUGUUUUAUAAGGAGUGGUCUCAUUGUUUAAAAGAAAAUCCUUAAUAUAAAAUAACACUCCUACAAACAGCCAAAGAUAAAAUAAUAAAAUGAAUGAUGAAUCAAUAAAUUUCAUAAAAAGAGUAACUAUGAAAAGGAAUACACAAAUUUCAGAUGACUAAAAGGAGUAAGAUAAACUGAAUUUGAAAAGUGUUAUUUAAAAAAUUAUGAACAAAGAGACUUUAAAGAAUAAAUCAAAUACUAAUUCACCAGCUAAAUCUCCUGGAAAAUCUCCUAAAAAAUAACUACUAAAAGAAUUAGAGCAAAUGAAAUAGUAAUAAUAAAAUGAAUCAGCUCUAAAAUGA